Peronospora farinosa is the source of this 648-nucleotide messenger RNA. The record is from the annotation of a GenBank genome assembly. Lineage: Eukaryota; Oomycota; Peronosporomycetes; Peronosporales; Peronosporaceae.
AUGGCGUCGAAGGGAGAUAGUGAGCAGGACUUUGAGGAACAAUGGGACGACAUGGCCAUUGUCCGGGCGUUUGAAGAAGCGCUUAGUGAACAGUAUUCACGCAGCACUGCAAGUGUUAAGACAACUAACAGAAAGCAAAGGGCAGCAGCGUUGCAGUCUAACGUCAAUAAUACUACCAGGAAUACCACUAUUGAUGAGAGAGACGAAGAGCUACAAAACGGAGACGAAGAUCUAGCAGGACGGGAAGGAACAUGUCGACAGCCAAACGCAGGAGCUCAUGCAACUGGAGCAAACCCAUUCGCCUCUCAACAGCAGCAGCAAAAUGAUUUGUAUCAGGCCGCCUACGCGCAAGCGUAUGCCCAGCUCCAAGGUCAGUUCCAGGCCGCGUAUCCUACUUCGAAUCCGCAGCCAUAUAGGCAGGGCAUGCAAAUGCCAGUCCAAUCACCGUACUUUCCGCCUCCACCGCCCAUUCCGUCUAAUCCGACGUCGUUUCCUGGGAUGCCUGCAGCUCAGGUUCCAGGAUUGGCACCCAAUGCAGCAGUGCCAGACGACGGCCUAGCGAACGUACUCAUGGCGUGGUAUCAGUCUGGAUACUACACUGGACGAUUCCGAGCAAUGCAAGAGCUGAACUUGCGAGGUUUACGAUAG